Messenger RNA from Lachancea mirantina, 1494 nucleotides. The record is from the annotation of a GenBank genome assembly. Lineage: Eukaryota; Fungi; Ascomycota; Saccharomycetes; Saccharomycetales; Saccharomycetaceae.
AUGCUGGGAUUCUUUUCUACUGUAAAACGUGCGUAUUCUGCGUUUCCAGCCACUGCUUUCCAUCCAACCAUAUAUGCGUUGUCCACACCGCAAGGUCAGCGGUCGGCUCUCGCCGUUAUACGGAUAACUGGAUCGCACUCGCAAUACGUUUAUCAUCGCAUAACUCGAUCUUUAAAACACCCAAUUGCCCGACGAGCGUCACUCAGAGCACUUUAUGAUCCGCAGGAAAGUCGCGAAAGUCUUCUUGACAGCUCAGUAGUACUUUUUUUCCAAUCUCCGCUUUCGUUCACCGGCGAAGACAUGCUCGAGCUCCAUGUGCAUGGGGGAAAAGCCGUCGUAAGCAAAGUUCUCAAGGCCCUUGAAGCGCUCAAUAACCCCGAGCAUAAUAUAAAUAUUCGGUAUGCUGAAGCAGGCGAAUUUUCCAGACGUGCGUUUCAAAAUGGGCGCAUGGACCUCACGCAAAUCGAGGGCGUUGGCAAGCUUAUCGAUGCAGAAACUGAAAUGCAAAGAAAAAGCGCGCUUUCAGGGUCUACUGGUGAGAAUAAACUUCUGUUCGAGAAGUGGAGAACGCGAAUUUUAUCUAAUGUAGCCAAAAUUACUGCAAUAAUCGAUUUCGGCGAAGAUUCAGAGAUCGAAGACAUCGAACGCGUUCUAUCAUCGGUUGAGGGCGAUAUAUCAGAAUUAGCACAGGAAAUUUCAGCAUUUCUCACAAGAAUUGAGCGUUCCAGUCUCGUUGAGAACGGAAUUCGAUUAGCGUUGGUUGGAGAACCCAAUGCGGGGAAGUCAUCUCUGCUAAAUUGUAUUACAAACGACGAGACGGCCAUAGUAAGCAGCAUUCCAGGCACAACACGCGAUGCAAUAGACGUGGUGCUCGACAUAGACGGUUACAAAGUAGUAAUCUGCGACACAGCGGGCAUAAGAGACGGAAGUAAGGACGUGAUUGAAGUCGAAGGUAUCAAAAGAGCCAAGUUGAAGGGUUCCCAAAGCGAUAUUGUUCUACUUGUUCUCGACGCUUCGAAAAAGCCACUUAUUAAAUCAUCUCUGCUAGAAUACAUCAAAAAUGAAAUGAGGAGUAAAAAAGUCGUCAUUGUGCUCAACAAAACCGACAUCACUGAUGCGGAAAGUCUGCAGACGAUCAAGAAUCGCAUUUUAGAUAAACUUUUCGUGGGCACCACCGUGAUACCUGUGUCUUGUCUCACUCAUAGUGGCGUGAGUGAGCUUAUCGCUGAAUUGACCCAGGAGUUCAAGAAGCUGACCAUGUACGAAGACGGCAAAGUUCUUGUAUCAGUUUCUUCCAGAGUGCGAGCCAUCUUGAAAGAAGACGUUAUACGCGGAAUUCACGACUUCAAAACCUUUUACCAUGUGGGUGACGAAGUGAUGGCCUCGGAAAACUUGCGUAUGGCAGCGGACGGAAUUGGUAAAAUCACGGGCGACGCCAUAGGAAUAGAAGAAAUUCUGGGUGUAGUAUUCUCGAGUUUUUGUAUCGGUAAAUAG